This is a messenger RNA of Mesocestoides corti, 249 nucleotides long. NCBI's taxonomy places the organism in Eukaryota, Metazoa, Platyhelminthes, Cestoda, Cyclophyllidea, Mesocestoididae. The record is from the annotation of a GenBank genome assembly.
AUGAAAUCGCUAAAGGACUUUUUUCUUCGAGCCACUCCAAUCGCCGGAACUAUCAUUGUUGCAGGUUACUUUGUUGCGUUAACCAGAGAGCGUCUGCGUCGCCAGAAGGAACCCCUCAGUUUUACUGAGAACGUUGAUGAGGCCCAGUUGUAUAGCUUUAUGUCAAAGUCCGGCAAAAAGAUAGAUAUCAAUAAUUGGGAGAACAAACGAGUCUACAGGGCCUGGGAGGAUGACACAAAAACAAAGUGA